Molecule: messenger RNA, 1053 nt
Organism: Prorocentrum cordatum
Lineage: Eukaryota; Dinophyceae; Prorocentrales; Prorocentraceae
Source: the annotation of a GenBank genome assembly
GCUCUGGGGUCUCAGCUCGAGCGUUUGGCGACGCGCUCCGCUCUCGGAGGAGGGAGGCCAGCCAGCCCUCUCUCGUUGGGGGGAGGGCGGCAGGCGCCCUACCGGCUCCAGCAGCAGCUGCAGCAGCAGUUGCGGGAGCAGCACGCGGAGCGCCAGCUGCAGGAGGCGCAAUUGGCGCAGCUGGCGUCUGCCGGCACCAGCGGCAUGCUGGAGACGCUGCACACGCUCUUCGGCACUGGUGAGGUGGCGCAGGCGCUUGCUGGCGUUGGUGGGGAAGCUUGGGAAGGGGCAGCGUUGUAUCAAUUUCAAUCGAUGUGCGCCUCCAGCCCCACUCCCCUAGUCCUCGCCUCCUGUUUCCUGCUACGUCCAGUGUCUCCUCCCACCCCUCGUCUUGUCACACGCCCACGCGCACUGGCUACCAGUCGACGGUCCCGCGUCUCCCUCGAAGCAGUUCUCCACCACGGCCCUUGGUGUGAUCUCCUGGUUGUUUAUCUCGUCCUGUCUUCGCUGGCGGCCCACCCGUCGUCUUACCCCACGCCCACCGGUACCACGUAUCCCUCGAAGCAUUCCUCCUCCACAGUAUCUGACAGCAGCUCUACGGAUGUGUACGUGGUGUGUUGAGGAGUCUUGCGCACGCAUUACUGUUGCCAUGCUCGCUGUCAUGCUUCUUUGUCAGUGCGGCUGCUAGUCGUGAAAUACUCGGCAUGCGCAUGUUGGUCCUAAUACAAUUCUAGAUCGCGCAGCGGAGUAUUUGAUUUUUGUUGGGGACAGAGAUUGGGUUGGUCAGGAGACGUCAAGCUGGAACCAGCUGGUCCAGAUGAGGAAAAUUCUGUCGUUCAGACAGGCAGCUUGCAAGCCGAAAGUCACGUCGUCAGUUGCGAAGUUAUGUUGUUGCGAGGGGAUGCGUCGGGGGCUCCAUUCAUCGGACCGAGUCGGCUGUCACAGGGCGAAGAAGCCACGAGCAGCCGACUUCCCCGUUACGUGGCCGCACGGUCCACAGGUCAUGUAUGAAAUAUACAUGGGUCAUUAGAUUAGAAAGAGCGUGUUCUACCG